GAGCUAUUGCUAAAGAAGCUGGAAGCGUUAAAAGGAGAACCGGACAAAGAACAAGAUUUCAAUUCAGAAAAUCAGAAUCAAUUGAAAAUGGAGGAGAUGAAACCAAGUGCCGCCAACUUGCCGCCGUUGACGCCGUUGGGGUUCCUGGAGAGAGCAGCCACCGUGUAUGGCGACUGUACCUCCAUCGUUUACGGCGAUUCCACCGUGUACACAUGGCGGGAGACGAAUCUUCGUUGCCUCCGCGUUGCGUCGGCUCUGUCUUCCAUUGGAAUCGGAAGAUCCGACGUGGUCUCCGUCCUCUCUGCUAAUACUCCGGCGAUGUACGAGCUCCAGUUCGCCGUUCCGAUGAGUGGCGCAAUCCUUAACAACAUCAACACGCGCCUCGACGCUCGCACCGUCUCUGUUCUACUACGCCAUUGCGGAUCUAAGCUUCUAUUCGUCGACGUCUUUUCUUCCGGUCUCGCCGUCGAAGCGACUGCGCUGUUGGAUUAUCCGCCGAUUAUCGUCCUCAUCGCAGACGAGGAGGAGGAAGAUGGCGCUGACGUGGCGGACCGUUUGAAAAUCAGUUACUUGUACGGUGAUUUCGUUGAGAGAGGAGAUCCGGGUUUUAAAUGGAUCCGACCCGAGAGCGAAUGGGAUCCGAUUGUGGUCAACUACACCUCCGGUACGACGGCGUUUCCUAAAGGAGUGGUUCACUGCCACAGAGGUAUCUUCAUCAUGGCGAUUAAUUCUCUAAUCGAUUGGACCGUACCGAAAAAUCCGGUUUACUUGUGGACCCUACCUAUAUUCCACGCUAAUGGUUGGUGCUAUCCAUGGGCAAUCGCCGCCGUCGGAGGGACCAACGUCUGUCUACGUAAGUUCCACGCGCCGCUCAUCUACCGUCUCAUCCGUGAUCACGGCGUGACUCACAUGUGCGGCGCGCCGGUACUGCUUAAAAUGUUAACGGCGACUCAGGAAUCUCAGCCACUUAAAAGCCCCGUGGAAGCGGUGCUGUACACGAAUCCGGCGGUGAAUGAAGCGGCGGUGGUGGCUAGACCUGAUGAGUACUGGGGAGAGACGCCGUGUGCGUUCGUGAGUCUAAAACCCGGGUUGACCCGGAAACCCACGGAGAAGGAGAUAAUCGAGUACUGCAGGAAGAAGAUGCCGCAUUACAUGGUGCCUAAAACUGUGUCGUUUCUUCAGGAGCUGCCCAAGACUUCCACAGGGAAGAUUCCCAAGGUCGUGCUUAAGGAGAUUGCCAAAAGAAUGGGUUCCACGAGGUUGAGUCGGAUAAUCAUCAUCAAUUGA
Thlaspi arvense is the source of this 1287-nucleotide messenger RNA. The record is from the annotation of a GenBank genome assembly. NCBI's taxonomy places the organism in Eukaryota, Viridiplantae, Streptophyta, Magnoliopsida, Brassicales, Brassicaceae.